Molecule: messenger RNA, 939 nt
Organism: Fomitopsis serialis
Lineage: Eukaryota; Fungi; Basidiomycota; Agaricomycetes; Polyporales; Fomitopsidaceae
Exons: 2
Source: RefSeq, a predicted model, not a curated record
AGGAGAGCGUUCGGGACUACAGCAAUCGACGUGCAGAAGGACACUACGGUAUCCUCCAGGUGCCGAGCACUGCGUCCAGGGCACAGAUCAAGGCGCGUUCUUUUCCGCCACCCUAUCUUAGCCGUAUUCGUACUGAGGCUCGAGCAGUCAAGCUAUUACAAGGUGAGCACCAGUCGACUGAGGUGGGCGCGUGAAGCUGAGACGUCCUACGGACUGCAUGUAGUUGAGCAAGCAGUAUCAUCCAGAUGUAAACAAGGAUCCGGGGGCGAGGAGACGUUCCACGCCGUGAGCGAGGCGUACGGCGUGCUCGGGGAUGAUCGCAAGCGGAGAGCGUAUGACCGUUCGAUGGCGCAGUCCAGUAGUGGCCCGUCGCGCACAUACGCCUCCGGACAAGACUCGCCCUACUCGCACUGGUCGUACGACACCCGUCGACGGCGGGGCGCAACCUACGCAUGGGAACACUCACACCGACCAUCGCCCGGCCCGGGCUCAUACACACGUCCGCCUCCAGGACGGCACUACGAGCGACCGCAGGGCCCCGACCCAUUCGCGAACCCGCACGUCCGGCGCGCGACGGGUACGGGGCACGAGAGGGCGGCGGGCGCGGAGGCCAGGGCGGAAGCAAGGGCACGGGAACAGAACCGGGUGCAUAGCGAGAGUGCGUUAUUGCGCAUUAUACAAGUUGUGGGUGUCGUACUCGUGGUUGCAACUGUGGGCGGAGGCGUCUCUGCGUCGACAUAGGCAGCCGGGACCGGAACGAUAGUUGCUACUGAAGGUUUCGCAUGAUGCAUGAUGUCCCGUACUGUACACUGCGAACCUGCUGCACUGUAUGAUAGACCACUCGACCAACUGAUGUAGUAACAGAACAAGCGUGCUUUGAGUCAUCACUGCCUAUUUGGUAGUCCUACUCUAUUCAACAAGGAUCAGUAAGUUUGCUAG